Messenger RNA from Rhizophagus irregularis DAOM 181602=DAOM 197198, 5026 nucleotides. RefSeq lists its product as uncharacterized. Gene Ontology annotation, molecular function: Hsp70 protein binding. The record is from RefSeq and is a predicted model, not a curated record. NCBI's taxonomy places the organism in Eukaryota, Fungi, Glomeromycota, Glomeromycetes, Glomerales, Glomeraceae.
GAAAUUGGAAUUAAAGAUUUUAUUUUAAUUAUUAAUAGCAUGGUCAAAGGGAAUAAAGACAAAAUUUUAUCUCCAAACGAAAUAAAUAAUAUAAUUCAAAUUCUUGAACAUAUCGCCAGUAUACGAAAGAGUAAUAGAGGAGAUGGAAACAACCCGAAAGAAUUAGAUGGGCUAUUAGUACCAACUAACAAAAAUACGCUCGCUGACUUACAAGAAAUAUAUUUUGACGAUAUGGAAGAUAGACUUAGUGAAGAAGAGAAAAGAGAACAUAUAAUUGCUCAUCGUCUUGUAAUUCCGUAUAUUGCUAAAGAGUUAGAGAUUCAAACUUUAACUGGAAAACUAUACGGUAAUUAUAAUGGUACAUCAGAUAUAGAUUGGGACACAUAUGAACAGGAUGAAAAAUUGACCACCAGAAUUAAGAAUAUCAUCAAGGAUUAUAAAAUAACUUCAUUGUUUAAAGAGUUUCUUCAAAAUGCGGAUGAUGCCGGAGCCACCCAAUUUUUAGUAGUGGUAGAUGAAAGGAAAACAAAUCGGGAUAAUAAACAAAAAAAAUCUUUAUUGUCAGUAGAAAUGGCGGAUUGGCAAGGACCAGCAAUAUGGAUAUAUAAUGAUGCAGAAUUUUCCCCUAAAGAUUUUCAGGCUUUAAUCAAACUUGGAAUAGGGAGAAAAGCCUGUGAUGAUACUAAAAUUGGAAGAUUUGGGAUUGGAUUUAAUUGUGCUUUUCAUGUUACAGAUCUACCUAGCUUUGUAAGUGGAAGAUACAUUGCAUUCUUAGAUCCAAAUGCAAAUUUUCUUCCAGCGCAAGGAUAUCCUCCUAAAAGGCCGAGGGGUACUCGAAUUGACUUUAUUGAUAAGGAGUUUGGGAAGUUUCGGGAUCAAUGCUAUCCUUAUGAAGCAAUAUUCGAUUUUAUUAAGAAAAGUUUUCCUGAUAAGUAUAAAACAACUGAGAGUUGUAGUUUUUCGAGCGAGUUCAAUGGAACAUUGUUUAGACUUCCACUUAGGAACCAUGAGUCGAAAAAAAGUGAAAUUUCAGAUCAAAUUUUUGAAAUCAAGUAUAUCUUGUCGUUAUUUAACAAUGUCCAGAAUAAUAAAGAAAAGCUCUUUUUAAGGAACAUAGAAUCAUGUAGUCUGUAUCACAUGAAGCAACAAGCUACUCAACUGGUAUGGAAAACGCAAAUCUAUAUAUCAGAUUCAGGUCGCAAAAUUCGUAAAAGUGUUAUCGAUAAGGCACAAAUAUAUCAAAUGGGUAUUGAAAUUAUUAAUAAUAUGGAUCAAUCGAAAUCAUCAGAAAUAUGGCUUUUAUGUACAGGAGGACAUGGUAGGGUUACUAAGGUGAAACUUGAAAAAUUUUCAGAGAGUGAAAAACUCAAACCAAGAGGCGGGGUUGCUUUCUUGCUUGCUCAAUCUGAUAAAAGUUCAUUGAAUGAAUUAAAGGCUGCACCAUUUUCAAAUCUUCCUGAACUUGAAGGCAAAAUUUACUCAUUUUUAUCUUUAUCAAUAAACACCAAUUUGGGAGUUCACUUGAAUGGAAAUUUUUCUUUACCUAGUGCAAGAAGCGCUAUUCUACAGUCUGAAAACGAUUUCUUGAAAGCAGAUAGUGACGAUGCAAAAUGGAAUAAAUAUAUUCUAUAUGACGUUCUAUCUGAUUUGCACAUUAAACUACUUGAGCAUAUUGUAGAGCUUGAUAAAAUCAGACACAAGAAGGAAGGAAUAAAGUUCAUUCCACAUACCACAAAUAGGUUUUGGCCAAUUAAAAAUGACUCAACUAUCGGCUUGUACAAAGACUACGGUUUAAAUGUUAUUAGGAAAUUAGGUAAUGGUAAUCAUAAAAUUUUUUGGACUGAAGCUAAUGGCGGGCAAUUUAUUCCGUUAAAGGAUGCCAAAAUUUUUGAGGAAGAAGAAGCAAUAAUUGCGGAUAUAAUUAAAUUAGGAAUUCCAGCUGUGAAACUUAGUAAGGACAAAAUUGAACACUUAAGUAAGAUCGGUGAAUCUAAAAAUACCCUUAAUUUCCCAUACAAACCUGUUAAUGGAAAAUCUAUUUGCAAAGAAUUACAAAUGAAAAGGUUUUCACUACCUUCUUUUAACACACAUGAUUCAUUGAUCAAUUUACUUAAUUUUAUUUUUCAAGAUAAAGAUUCUUUUAAAGAUCUUAUUGGAUUGCCAUUAGUUCCAUUGAGCAACCAUUCAAUUGGAAAGUUUGGUGAACAAAUUUACUACAUUGGGGAUCAAGAACAAAUAGAAUUGUUCCAAAAGGCUGGUCCAUCUAGAUUUGUUUCCAUUGACUUACAAGAUAGCUUAUUGAAAAUUUUUAAUGCUGAUUUUUCUGAGACUACCAAAAUCAGAAAGUUUGACGCUUAUGGAGUCUUAGAUCUUUUAAAGGAAGAGUUGCCGAUUGUAGAAGAAUUGGAUGAAUCUAUUCCAGUCGAUAGUUGGCUUGAAAAAAUUUGGUCAAUAUUAAUUAAAAGCGCCGAAAAUAUGGAUUUUAACAAACUUACAAUAUCUCCUCUUUUACCAAUUAUUCAACCUUCUAGAAUGCUAGUUAGACUUAAUGUGACAAAUCCACCACUCUACGAUAAUGGACAUAACUUAAUACCAUUAUUAGUAAAGCUAGAAGUGCGUUUCACUAAUAUAUCGUUUCAAAAUGUUCAAAAUGAAAAACUCAAAAAAUGUGUUUUGGCAUGCACUCCUAUUAAUAUCAUUAAUUCUUUGGAGAGGACUUGUACUUCAUUGUAUUUAACAAUGGAGGAUUUAUUCGAGAAUAGUGAUUUAUCGGCUCAUGACUAUGAGGACUUUAGAACAUUUAUUAAAGUAAAUCUUGAAAUUUUGUUAGGACAUUGUCGAAAUCAAGAAAAUUUUAUGAAUAUUCUUUGUUCGUUACCGAUAUGGCCAUUACAUUCUUCCGAAGAUAAAUUCAUUGAUGCCAAAUCUGGAAAACUCCUUCCAUAUAAGCUCCCAUUUUUUUCUUUUGAUAAGAAUACUGAAUUUUACAAAUGUGAUCGUGAAAUGGAUUUCGAAGUACUUCGAAUAUUAGGUGUCACUCCUAUGAGUGAAUUAGAAUAUAUUAAAAAAAAUAUAAUACCGAAAUUUAAAGAUUUUCAAACACCAUCUCAGAAAUAUAUCGAUUUCUUGCAGAGUAUUUUAUCGGGUAAUCAAGAAAUUGAAAAACAUCUUAAGAAAUAUCCAGCAAUACCUAAUGGAUCACUUACUGAAUUUGUAAAAGCUGAUGCUUUAUAUGAUAUUACCGUUCCAUUAUUUAGUUAUGUUUUUAAAGAUGACGACAAAUUUUUACCUAGAAUAUUUUAUAGUAAUAAGGUUUUAAUGGCAGCUUUAAAAAGAAUGGGUCUUAAGUACCAAGUGAAUUGUGAAACAUUUAUUGAAUGUGCACAAGAGAUUGAACAACAAUCUGAUAUUCAAUCUGAUAGGUUUUCGAUGGAAGAAGUCAAAAUGAUGAUAAAUCAUUUAUAUAAUAAAUCUAUUUCAAAUCUAAAAUUCUUGGAUGACCAGUGGAAAAAACUUAUAAAUAUCAAAUUCGUUCCAUCGAAAAUUAUUCAAAAUCCACUUUGUGAGGAAUCGAAAGAAACCCUGAAAUUUGGAAGUUUCUCGGUGCUUUGUUUUCAAAAGUAUAAGGAUGUAUGUUGGACCAAAAGGCAUUUUUUUGAAAAAAAUGUUGAACCUACUGAUUCAUUUUGUAAACGUGAUCCUAGGAUCGGAAUACCGUCGCCAAAAGAUAUUAUAGAACACUGGUCUUUCGUUGUUAAAAAUAUUGAAUCAAUAUUUGGGCAAGAUCGCAGUGAAGCUAAAAGAGUGAUCGAAGAAAUUUAUAAAAUAAUGAACAAAAAUGUAGAAGAGUCUGAGGAGUUGGAAAUUGAUAACAAAGAGGAAUUAUUCUUAAAUGGGGAUGACCCACUUGAUGAAAAAUGUUGGGUAACAGGGAGUAAACUUGCGUUUGGAAUACAAGAAAAUACUGAAGCUAGAGAUAAAGUUGUUGAUUUUUUAGCGCCUUAUAAGACUUUAUUAUUACGUGCUGGAGCUAUGGAGGUAGAUGAUAACUAUAUAAAUGAGUACAAACGAAGUGAAAAACUUUCUCAAAAAGACAAGCUGUUUAAAAAUUUAUUAAAAUUUAUAAAUCAUGAAAAUAAACAUCAUGAUGUUACUUUUAUUGUUGGUAAAGAAGAAAUAAGUGCUAACAGAUAUGUACUUUCUGCUGCUUCAACCCAUUUUGAAAUGGUAUUUUGUGACUUAAAUAAGACGGAAAUCAAGGUUGAAAAAGAAAAGCCACAUACAAUUAGGGUAUUUCUUCGAUGGUUAUACGGGGAAGAAGCAGCCAUAAAUGAAGAAAACUUUGAAGAAGGAAAGGAAUAUUAUACGGAUUAUUUGACGUUUCUAGUUGACUUAUUAAAAGUAGCUGACAAUUAUGAUGUUGAAUUACUCAAAAAUGAAGUGGAAGAUGUCAUUAUAAGUGAUCGACGUAUUAGUGUUCAUAAUGUAAAUAAAAUUCUGAAUUGUUUAAAGGAAUGCAAGGCACCUGCAUUGAAAUUAAAAGAAUGCUGUGAAAAGUUUAAAGAAGAUAAUAGCGAACUUUGCAGAUAAUGAAGGCAUUAGGAUAGUACUUUCAGACAUGACAUUAUGAUAAGGUUUAAGCAUAUGGACAAAACUGAAGAUUCAACUAACGCUGUUAUUUAUAUUAUCAAAUUAUAAACGUGGGAUCAAUUUUUUUUACACGACUUUAAUAUCAAUGAAAGAAAUGAAGUACAAAUAAUGCACGGUUCAGCUAAUUUGGAUUGAGCAAAUAUUAUGCUUUUAGAACUGAUUUUAUUCAUAUUUUUAAAUCUAUCUUAUUAUUGUGUUUUUUUAUGUAACCAGCAUUUAAUUUAUUAAAUUUUAUAUUUUUACAAUAACUAAAAUUUAAUUUUUCAUCGUACCUUAUUUGUGUAAGUUUUAUCCAGAACUACAAUAAUUAAUUCUUCGUUCAAACAGUUUCUUUUAAACGAGUUCAUAACGUUUAGGCGGAAAUAAAACAAUACGG